This is a messenger RNA of Engraulis encrasicolus (European anchovy), 1702 nucleotides long. RefSeq lists its product as uncharacterized. Lineage: Eukaryota; Metazoa; Chordata; Actinopteri; Clupeiformes; Engraulidae. The transcript has 4 exons. The coding region runs from base 49 to 1524 and encodes 491 amino acids. The record is from RefSeq and is a predicted model, not a curated record.
CAAGUUCUGGUGGUUGGGAGCUGUGGACUCCACACUCUCCACAAUGCCAUGAAGGCCGGAUUUACAGUGUGGCAAAUCGAGAAGUUCCUGCGUGCACUCCAUUUCCUCUUUCAUAACGUGCCUGCCCGGAGAGAGGACUACACCAACACCACUGGAUCUACCUGCUUUCCCCUCUCUUUCUGUGGCCACAGAUGGGUCGAAAAUGUGCCAGUCGCUGAGAGAGCCCUCGAAGUUUGGCCGAUGGUUCAGGCAUAUGUCAGUGCUGCAGAAGAGAAGAAGGUUCAAAAACCGAACACGGCCUCGUACGACACCAUCCUGGCAGCAAGAGAGGAUCCACUGCUAGUACCAAAGCUGCAGUUCUUCCUCUCCAUUGCAAGAGGUUUCAACCCUUUUCUUCACAAGUAUCAGACAGAUGAGCCCGUGUUGCCUUUUUUGGCUAAAGAUUUAACUGAGCUUCUGUUGAGUUUACUUCGGCGAUUCAUCAAAAGGGAGCUCCUACAGGACCAAACCCCCUUGCAACUCAUUAAGUUGGACAUCUCUGAUGAGAAGAACUGGGUCUCCCUCAGAAGGGUGGACAUAGGCUUGGGAGCGGAAUCAGCCAUCAAGGCACUCCAGGGCAAACCAGGAACCAAGAUAGGGGAACUCUCUGUGCUCAGCCUGAGAAAAGAGUGUUUGCAGUGUCUGGUUCGGAUCAUAAAGAAGCUGCAGGAAAGGUCCCCGUUGAAAUUCCCCAUUGUUAGGCAGAUUGCCUCCCUGGAUCCCACAAAGAUGGCCAAAGAUCCUGAGUGGUGCAUCGUACAGAUGAAGGCAUUAGUGCAGACAUUCAUCCAAGGGCAGCAGUUGGCAGGUGGCAUUGCAGUUGGUGAUGUCAUCAUUCAGCAAUUCACCUCUUUUGUCUCAGAUAGCGUCAGAGAUGAGGAAUUCGUGUCCUUCCAGCCCCUCAGCCAGCGCCUGGAUGUCUUCCUCCAUUCGAAACUCCGCACAUCCCACCCUGACCUGCUGAGGUUUUGCCAGAGUGCCCUCCUCCUGUCCCAUGGGCAGGCAUCCGUUGAAAGAGGGUUCUCUGUGAACAAGGAGGUGGAAACAUGCAAUCUCUACGAAGAGUCACUGGAAGCCCUGAGGUUGAUAUGUGACCAAGUGAAUGCCUGUGGUGGUGUCCUCAAAGUUCCUCUGACCAAGGAGCUCCUGGCCUCUGCUGCAUCCUCAAGGUCACAGUACAGGCUUCACCUUGAGAGUGAACGGAAAAAAAAGGAGAGUGCCACUCAGGAGCUUAAGCGGAAAUCAGCAGAGAAAGAGCUGGAGGACCUCCGGAGUCAGCGGCAGGUGCUCCAGAGUGUGUGCCAGUCCCUAGAAAGGGACGCUGAUAUGUAUGCAGAGAUGGCAGAGGGUAAAUCUGGAACCAAGAUGGCUGAGCUUGUCACAAAAUCCAAUUCCCUUCGCCGAAGCCACAAAGGGAAAAAAAUAGAGCUUCAGACGUUGGAUAAAACUAUCGAGGAGAAGGCCACAAAGCUGAGGCACUUGUGACUGUGCAUUGCUGUUGAAAUGUUAAUGCUUGCUCGUUGUUCCUGUUCUGUGUAGGUUUAUUCGCCUUGCCUUGUGUUUGUUCCGGCAUGUUCCACUGGCUGACUAAGGAUGGUUGCAGUUUAAUCUCUCUAUGUUCUCUCUCUCUCUAUCUCGCUCUCUCUCUCUCUCUCUCUCUCUC